AUCUAUUUGCAUUUAAAUUUCCAUGGCUUUUUUUGGCUCCAUUUUUUUCUUCUGUCUCCUUCACUUGAUCUCCUCCACCUCCGCCACUCAACCUCAAAUCGCCCAAGCAUGCAAAGCCACCCGAUUCCCCGAUGUGUGCAUUUCAUCCUUAUCAACGGCCGGUAAUCUCUCUCAAAACCCGACUCCAUUACAAAUAAUCCAAUCCUCCAUUUCUAUCUCCGCCACCAAUCUCAAAACUGCCCAAUCAAUGGUCAACUCUAUUCUAGACUCCUCCGUAGGAAACGUUAAUCGCACAACCGCCGCCCGAAAUUGUAUCGAAGUGCUACGUAACUCCGAAUACCGUAUUGCUUCGACAUCCGAUGAUCUUCUGCCUCAUGGAAAAACCAAAGACGCCAUUGCGUGGUUGAGUGCUGCAUUGCUUUUUCAGUACGAUUGCGGGAACAAUCUCAAGUAUGCCAACGACACGGCGGAUACGAAUAAGACAAUGUCGUUUUUGGACUCUCUGUUGUCAUUAACGAGUAAUGCAUUGAGCAUGGUUUUGUCUUAUGACACACACGGAAAUGAUACCGAGCCGUGGGGGCCUCCUAAGACGGAGCGUGAUGGGUUCUUGGGAGUAUCUGCGUCGCGUUCGGGUUCUGGUGAUUUGAAUUUUAGAGGUGCAUUUCCGUCUAAUCUAACCGUGGAUGUGACGGUUUGCAAGGAUGGAAGCAAGGGGUGCUAUAAAACAGUUCAGGAAGCCGUCAAUGCGGCGCCGGAUAAUGAAUUGGGAAAAAGGUUCGUAGUGCACAUAAAAGAAGGGAUAUACAAUGAAAUUGUUAGGAUUCCGUUGGAGAAAAAGAAGGUUGUGUUCUUAGGAGAUGGAAUGGGCAAAACCGUCAUUACGGGUUCAUUGACAGUGGGCCAACCGGGCAUUUCUACUUAUAACACAGCUACACUUGGUGUUCUUGGUGAUGGAUUCAUGGCUAGUGGUCUCACAAUUCAGAACACAGCAGGAACACCUACCAACCAAGCAGUGGCCUUCAGAUCAGACAGUGACCUCACAUUCAUUGAGAAUUGUGAGUUUUUAGGCCAUCAGGACACUUUACAUGCGCAUGCACUUCGCCAGUACUACAAAUCAUGCCGUAUUCAGGGCAAUGUAGACUUCAUUUUUGGAAGCUCUGCCGCAGUUUUUCAGGAUUGCGAAAUAUUAGUUAAUCCUAGGCAAGAAAAUCCUGAAAAAGGUGAAAACAAUGCUCUCACAGCGCACGGUAGGACAGACCCUGCACAGUCGACAGGUUUUGUCUUUCAGAAUUGUUCGAUUAAUGGCACCGAAGAAUAUAUGAAACUGUACCAGAGUACGCCUAAGGUACACAAGAAUUACUUGGGAAGGCCAUGGAAGGAAUAUUCGAGAGUCGUUUUCAUACAUUGUAACUUUGGAGCUAUUAUAGCGCCCGAAGGGUGGAUGCCAUGGAAGGACGAUUUUGCAUUGAAAACACUCUACUAUGGGGAAUUUGAGAAUUCCGGACCGGGGUCUAGUGUGUCUCAGAGAGUACCAUGGAGUAGCCGCAUUCCUGCGGAGCAUGUAAACACAUAUUCAGUGCAGAACUUCAUUCAAGGAGAUGAAUGGAUUUCAACCUCCUCUUGAAAUCAGAUUCUCUAGUGCUAUUAGAAUUGAUAUUAUCAUGCAAUAAUUAAGAAUAUAGCAAUUGCAGGAGUAGAGAAAGGUUUUCCUUUUGAAUAUAUAGUAAAUAACGAUUUAAAAUAAACAGCAAAAGGUAUUGUCAAUAUGUUGAAGAUUUUGUAUGAUUAAGGGUGUGUCACGUUCAAAUGAAUUUUAUUAUUUUUUAUAGAAUUUAACUAAAUUUUUAUAAAA
Molecule: messenger RNA, 1852 nt
Organism: Mercurialis annua (annual mercury)
Lineage: Eukaryota; Viridiplantae; Streptophyta; Magnoliopsida; Malpighiales; Euphorbiaceae
Product: probable pectinesterase/pectinesterase inhibitor 51
Exons: 2
Coding region: 23-1624 (533 amino acids)
Biological process (GO): cell wall modification
Molecular function (GO): pectinesterase inhibitor activity; pectinesterase activity
Source: RefSeq, a predicted model, not a curated record